Messenger RNA from Paramecium tetraurelia, 390 nucleotides. RefSeq lists its product as uncharacterized. The record is from RefSeq and is a predicted model, not a curated record. Gene Ontology annotation, biological process: fatty acid biosynthetic process. NCBI's taxonomy places the organism in Eukaryota, Ciliophora, Oligohymenophorea, Peniculida, Parameciidae. Gene Ontology annotation, molecular function: magnesium ion binding; holo-[acyl-carrier-protein] synthase activity. The transcript has a single exon.
AUGAAAGCAAUAAAAGGCAUCGGAGUUGAUAUUGUUAAUAACCAAAGGAUGUUAAAUAUUAUCAAAGCCUAAUAUGCAGAGCGAUUUUUAGUAAAAGUGCUCCAUCCUUCUGAAAUUGAAUAAUUCAAAGGCAAAUCCACUAUUCAAUUGCAACAACAGUUUCUAGCAUCAAGAUGGGCUGUCAAAGAAGCACUUGUUAAAGCCUCUAGUUUUAAAGAGUUAGUAUUUCCAGAAGUGGAAAUAUGCAGAAAACAUGAUAAACCAAACAUUGUGUUACACAAUACGAAUUUGGAAUAUUUUAAGAAGAAUUUUGGGAACGAUUAUGAAAUCUAAGUUAGUAUAUCCCAUGAAGAUAGUUAUUCUAUUGGAUUUGUCAUUUUAUAGAUAUGA